AUUAAACCUAAAACCUAAUCACCACGUCACCACCGCCACUCAAGUUGAUCCGCUACACAACCCUUAUAAAUAACACUAAAUAACCAAAAUAAACACAUACAAAAAUCAAAAAUGGAAUCAGCUAACCUAUUCUCAUCAUCAUCAUCGUCUCUUAUCUAUCAUCCAUUUUCCAAGACGUUACGUUCUUCAAGAACUAGGGUUUUCACAGUAGCGGCAAGAAGCAGAAAAGCACACGACGCAAGCUACAGUAGCUGCAGCGGCGGCGGCGGCGGAGGCGGUGGCAGACUAGUGGAUGUGAACAUGAUUGUUCUGAGGAAAAGAAUUCAUGAAAUGAAGAUGGUUGAGAGGAACUAUGAGCCUCCGAGUGAUUGGAUGGAGUGGGAGAAGCAAUGUUUUACGAGCUAUGAUGGUUUAAUAUGUGAUUUGGUUGGUGUUUUGCAGUCUCAGAUGAUGAACACAAGGCCUAGCUUGGUGCUGGCGAUGGUGGCUUUGGUUUCUUUGAGUGUGCCAUUUUCAACGGCUGUGGUUUUUUCUCAUUUUGUGGAAGUUACUCAGAUGAUUUUCUGUGGGAUUCAUAGUUGCUACUAAAUUAUUUAGAUUAUUUAAUGAUUACAAUUUGUUAAUUUUUUUGAAAGUGUAUAAAUUAAUAAUGGCAACUUAAGUACUA
Messenger RNA from Mercurialis annua (annual mercury), 667 nucleotides. RefSeq lists its product as uncharacterized. The transcript has a single exon. The record is from RefSeq and is a predicted model, not a curated record. NCBI's taxonomy places the organism in Eukaryota, Viridiplantae, Streptophyta, Magnoliopsida, Malpighiales, Euphorbiaceae. Bases 112 to 588 code for a protein of 158 amino acids.